Molecule: messenger RNA, 1459 nt
Organism: Rhizophagus irregularis DAOM 181602=DAOM 197198
Lineage: Eukaryota; Fungi; Glomeromycota; Glomeromycetes; Glomerales; Glomeraceae
Source: RefSeq, a predicted model, not a curated record
AAUAUUUAAAAUAUUUAAUAUAUAUAUAUAAUAUAUAUAUAAUUCUUUUAUCAAAUUUCUUCUUUCUUUUUGUUCUCUCUUUUAGUUUUGGUUACUGUAUAUUUUUUAUUAUUUGUGAGUGUUAACAAAAAAGAAAAAAAAAAAAUUUUUUUUUUUUUUACAUAUAUUUCGUGGUGCUAAGUUAAAUCUUUUGUUUUAAUUGGAGCCGACUUGAAAUUUAAGAAACUAAUAUCAAACCCCUUUUUUGAUUUAGGGGGACUUAUUAUAGUAAUAAUUAAUAAUUUUAUAAGAGAAUAUAUAUUAAAUAUAAAUUGUAUAUAAACACUUUAACUUUGUCUAUUUAUUUAUUUUUUCUUUUCUCCCUCCGUAUUUCUCGCAUUUAUACAGUUUCGUUUCAUUAUUUUUUUCUUUCCAUUCCUUCGUUUUCUCUUUCAACUUUCGGAAAUAGAACUUCAAAUAUAUGUCCAAUAUGUCUAACGAAAGAGAGAAAAGGGCUAGACUCAGUCAUGCAUGUGAUCGAUGCAGGAAAAGACAUGUUAAAUGUGAUGGCGACUAUCCUAUCUGUGGUAAUUGUAAAUCUGUCAAUGGUGAAUGUAGUUAUAGCCAUCCUGGAAGUAAACGCGGGUAUGUUGAAACAAUUGAUGAUAGAUUGAGUAAGAUCGAGCAAGUAUUAUCAAAAUAUCUUGAGGGAGCUGAUACCCAACAACAAAAUAGUAAUACUUCUACAUCAAGAGAUAGUAACAGUGGCCCUGAAUUGGAUGUACAUGAUAUUGUUAAUAUGGCGGCAUCUUUAAGAAUAAAAGAAGGCCACGAAACUAUGCAAGUAUUAACUGAAUCAAUGUCAUCAGCAGCGAUGAAAUCAAAUAGCAGAUACGUUACUACAAAGAAAAAUGAAUUAUCAGAUGGCGUAUCACCAGAUUCAAAUUAUUCAUCCAAAGGUUCUGGAGGGGACUUGCAACAACAUUCCUUAAAAGAUAAAAAAAUUCAAACUUUAGAACCACCACUUCCAACUGAAUAUAAAGGUUCAAAAGAAUUACCACCAAAAGAUUUAUUUGAUCAUUUAAUACAAUUAUAUUUAACUCAUGGAUAUGCAUCUAGGGGUCCUAUUAUACAUAAACCUACAUUUAUUAAACAGUUGAGAGAUAAAAAUAAUCAGCCAUCUUUGCUACUUUUAAAUUCUAUAUUCGCAGUUGCUAGUUUCUUUUCUGAUGAUAGAAGAACCCGAACUGAUCCAAAUAAUCCUGCAACUUGCGGUGAUAUUUUUUGGAACCGGUCUUUAACGUUGAUCGACGAUUUUAUGGACAGAGCACGACUUUCAACCGUUCAGGUUCAAUUAUAGAUGAUUUUUUUUUUGUACAAUUACUUUGUGGACUAAAUUUAAAAUUGUUAAAAUUGGAAUAUUUUUUUUUUUUUAGGCUUUAUUAUUUCUGAUUCAAUUUUGUGUUAAAUCGGUAAGUUC